This is a messenger RNA of Ictidomys tridecemlineatus (thirteen-lined ground squirrel), 1373 nucleotides long. Lineage: Eukaryota; Metazoa; Chordata; Mammalia; Rodentia; Sciuridae. The record is from RefSeq and is a predicted model, not a curated record.
GCUUUAUGUCCCAGGGUCAGUGUAUCUACAUACACACAGAGCUUUCCUCUCUCUGGGGCCAAGAACAAGAAGCAUAUCAUCUGUUUGCCAGUGCUGAGAAUUGAACCCAGUGCCUCACACAUACUAGAAACAUGCUGUUCCAAACCCUGAAAUGUAAAUGCCCUGUUAUUUGUUUCAACGCUAAGGACUUUGUUAGAAUAGUGCUGCAGUUUUUUGGUGAUGAUGGCAGUUGGAAGCAUGUUGCUGAUUUUGUAGGCCUUGAUCCCAGAAUUGCCGCAUGGCUCAUAGAUCCCAGUGAUGGCACACCUUCUUUUGAGGACUUAGUGGCAAAACACCUUGAAAAGUCCUUUUCAGUCAAAGUGAGCAGCACAUGUGGCAAUUCCUCAAGUAAUAUUAAGAAUAAGAACAUACAUAUGAACUUGAAUACACUCUACAGACUUACAAUGGACCUGUGCUCCAAGUUGAAGGUUCAUGGUUUAUGGCAACUAUUUUGUACUUUGGAAAUUCCUCUGAUUCCAAUUUUGGCAGUGAUGGAAAACCACAAGAUUCAGGUGAACAAGGAAGAAAUGGAAAGGACAUCCAUACUUCUUGGGGCUCGUCUCAAGGAACUGGAGCAGGAAGCCCAUUUUAUUGCAGGAGAACGGUUUCUUAUAAUGAGUAAUAAUCAACUUCGAGAAAUCCUCUUUGGAAAGCUGAAGCUACACCUGCUGAGUCCAAGGAAGAGCCUUCCCAAAACAGGGCCACAGCAACACCUAUCCACUUCAGAGGCUGUGUUAAGUUCUCUGCAAGACCUUCAUCCCUUACCCAAGACAAUUUUGGAAUACAGGCAGAUUCACAAGAUCAAGUCAACCUUUAUAGAUGGAUUAUUAGCUUGCAUGAAAAAGGGAUCCAUUUCCUCCAAGUGGAAUCAAACGGGAACUGUGACGGGAAGACUUUCAGCCACACAUCCUAUCCCAGCCUUCUUUGGCUGGUGGCUGCCUGUUAAUUCUUCUGGUUUCCACUUGGGAGGCGGGUUCUCAGGAUACUCUGGCCUGUGGCAUAGAUCUCAUUGCUCUACAGACUCCACCACACUUGUUUUGCCAGACUCUGGAGUUUUUGCCAGUCUGACAAAGAAUAUCCAGGGUAUUUCCAAGCACUCAAUUCAAAUUGCUAAGCCUCUGAAUUUUAAAGGUAAAGAAGAUGAGACUUUCACCAUCUCCCCAAGAACCUUGCUUGUUUCCUCCAGGGGCCACAUCUUCCUAGCAGCAGACUUUUCACAGAUUGAAUUGCGCAUUCUUGCACAUUUAUCUGGAGAUCCAGAACUUUUGAAGUUAUUCCAGGAAUCUGAAAGAGAUGAUGUGUUUUCUACCCUGGCUUCACAGUGGUAAGAUAUU